CAUUCCUAAUGGAAUACAGUCACAUACAAGCUCACGGGGGUGUUUUGUUACUGCGAGGACGCCUGAAGAUAAAAUGGCGGAUGGAGUAGACAUUGAUUUGUACGCUGAUGAUAUUGAGCAAGAUUUUGCACAGGAUGAAUUUGCUGGAGAUGGUGUGGAUCUUUAUGAUGAUGUAAUAGCAGCACCUCCAAGCACAGGAGGGGGUGGAGAUGAGAAUUCUCAACCCCCUCAUACUCCAGGACCUCCAAUCCAAAACUCUGAUGGGCAUUCACCAAACAAUGCCAAUCCACCAUAUCAUCAAAUGGGUAACAAUAUACAACCCAAUCAAGUGGGACGUCGCCAUCAGCUGUAUGUUGGCAACUUAACAUGGUGGACUACAGACCAAGACAUUACAGAUGCAGUUCUUGGAAUAGGAGUUACUGACUUUGUGGAAGUAAAAUUUUUUGAAAACCGUGCAAAUGGACAAUCUAAAGGAUUUUGUGUAAUCACACUGGGCUCAGAACCAAGCAUGAGGAUGUGUAUGGAAAGGCUACCAAAGAAGGAAUUGCAUGGCCAGUGUCCAGUGGUUACAUUUCCAACAAAGCAGGCAUUAAAUCAGUUUGAAGCGCAGUCAAAAACCCGACCAGUGCCACCUCCAAACCCAGGCCCUCGAAAUCCUCAUCCACAUCCACAUGCCCAUCCUCCAAGAAUGAUGAUGGGGCCUCCUCAGGGUAUGAGACCAAGGAUGCCACCCCCAGGGAUGCCUCCUCCUGGUCCAGGACCUCGAAUGCCUGGUCCUCCCAUGGGACAUGGAGGUCCACCUGGUCAUGGACAUCCUCCUGGCCCUCCAAACCAAGGACACCCACCACCAGGAUUCCAACAUGGUAAUUGGAAUGGUCCUGGAUCCAAUGGCCCUCCUCGUCCUGGUCCUCCUCCACAAGGCCCUCAUCCACAAGGACCUCAACAGAGGCCACCACCAGGAAUGCCAUUCCAAGGCCCACCUCCUGGUCAGGGACCCCCCAGAGGGCCUCCUCCUGGCAGCAUGCCUCCAGAUCCUCGAGGCCCUCCACCUCGACCAGAUUGGAACAGACCACCUGGUCCAGGCAUGCCACACCACCAUCCUGGCCCAGGCUUCCCACCCCACAAUCAGCCACCGCCUAUGCAGGGCCCCCCACCUGGCCAGGGACCCCCGCCUAGAGGCCCACCACCUGGACAGAUGGGAGGUCCAGGAGGUCCUCCACCAGGACAUGGAGGUCCUCCAGUACAUGGAGGUCCACCUCAAGGCCCACCUGCUCCUCAUGUAAAUCCAGCCUUUUUCCAGCAAGGAGGUGGCCCACCACACCAAGGUCCUCCUCAUCAGGGUCCACCGCCCCCACAUGGUCCACCUCAUGGUUAUGGGCCACCUCCUACAUCUCAGCCACAGUAUGGGGCACCACCUCCAGAACAUCGCCCUGAAGGGCCACCCCCGCUAAGCGAAGCUGAAUUUGAAGAGAUAAUGGGACGGAAUCGAACUGUAUCAAGUUCUGCUAUUGCACGAGCCGUUUCUGAUGCUGCUGCAGGUGAAUAUGCAAGUGCUAUUGAAACAUUGGUGACGGCAAUAUCUCUGAUAAAACAGUCUAAGGUUGCAAAUGAUGAUAGAUGCAAGAUACUGAUAAGUUCACUCCAAGAUACACUGCAUGGGGUUGAGACAAAAAGCUAUGGAUCUGCACGUAGAGAACGGUCUCGUUCUCGAGAGCGGGAUCGCUCACAUCGCCGGCGUAGAGAACGAUCUCGCAGCAGAGAUCGAGAGUAUCGGGAACGGAGUCGAGAGAGAGAGAGGGAUAGGGAGAGAGAGAGGGAUCGUGACCGCUACUACGCUGAUAGUUAUCCUAGAGACCGGUCUCGCAGCAGAGAAAGAGAAAGGGAACGUGAUUAUCGUGAACGUAGUCGUGAAGACAGUUCAACACGCCAGGCUGUUCGCCCCAGGGCCAAGUCACCUGAGCCACCUGAUACAGCUGCUGUCAUGAGCUCCAAGUCCAGGUACUACUAUGAUAGAGACCGGGAGCGUGAACGUGAGAGGGAUAGAGAACGGGAGACCACCCGACGAGAUCCUGAACGCGAGAGAGAGAGGGACAGAGAACGUGAACGUAGGGAGGAAAGAGAGUCCUCUCAUCGCAGCUCACGUCACUAAUUACCAUUCUUUAGACAGUGGGGGCAUUGGAGAAAGAGCAACACCACUUCUGGUUCCAGUUUAUGUAAUUGGAGGUGAAUCAGAAUGCGUGUAAGUUGUUUCUCUUUAUAAUGGUGUGAAAAAAUGUUCAGAUUGCUUCAUCUUUGUGUUUCCAGAUUAUUCUAGUUUGUACCACCUUCAUAUCUUGAGAAUUAGAUAGUAUAUUAUAUAGGUGUAGUGUGUUUUAAAAUAGUGAAUUUACAGUAGGAAAUGACUAUGUAAGUGUUUGCAGGAGUAUAUUGUUAUGGGAUGUCAUACAAGUCUGAAUGAUGUGAAAUUUAAUUUGAGAAUUAUGUGUUAGGUUCAUUAACAUUCUGAUGUUUUCUUGUACCAAUUCACAUUUCCCAGUAAUAUAAUUGAUGUUUAUGUAUGUCGUGUAUGUAUUGACAAAGGCACUGAGAUGUAAUUUGUUGGGUAUUCUCUCUUUUGCUCUCUUUUCAUUAAAGCUUCCUUGAAGAUAA
Zootermopsis nevadensis is the source of this 2649-nucleotide messenger RNA. RefSeq names its product cleavage and polyadenylation specificity factor subunit 6 (gene Cpsf6). Lineage: Eukaryota; Metazoa; Arthropoda; Insecta; Blattodea; Termopsidae. The record is from RefSeq and is a predicted model, not a curated record. Gene Ontology annotation, molecular function: RNA binding.